CUAUUUUCCCCGAAAUGGAGAGCAUAUAUUUUCCUUUAUAAUAUUUUCAUCAGUAUUUAUAUUUAUAGUAUAAGAGUUUCAUAACACAAUUUUAUAUGCAAUUAAAUGUACUAAUAUGCAGCUUUUGUGUUAAAUGCACAAGAUGUUUAUGAAUGCCAGGAAAUGUGCUGCAUAUUUCAACAAUCAUUGGCGGUGGUAUCGGCGGUGCGGCAAGCUCGCAUUUCCUUUCAGAAUUAUUUAAAAGUAAUCUUAAUAUCGAUUUGUACGAAGCAAAAACUAUUGGCGGACGUCUAGCUACAAUAAAAAUUGAUGAUAAUGAAUUUGAAGCCGGUGGUUCCAUCAUACAUCCAGAAAAUAAAUACAUGCAACAAUUUGUUAAAUUACUUGGUUUAGAACAUGCGCCGACUAAUGAUCAAAGAGCAGGCAUUUGGAACGGUAAUGAAUUUGUAUUCGAAGAAAGUAAUUGGAGCAUUAUAUCGUUAGCUAAAUUACUUUAUAGAUAUGGCUUUCAGCCGUUUACUCUCAAUAGAUAUAUAAAUUCCAUAGUAAAUAGCUUUGCAAAAAUAUAUGAUUUACAGGAUGCUGGAAAGUCUUUUGAAAAUAUCACUAGUUUUUUAACGAUAAUGAAUGCAGAGUUUCCAAAGUUAUUACAAGUAUCUAUUAAAGAGCACCUUUUAAGUUUGGGAUAUACAGACAAAUUAAUCGAUGAAAUUGUUAAAGCUACAUCUGUUGUUAAUUAUGGACAGGAUACCAAUAUUCAUAGUUUUGUUGGUAGUGUAUCUUUAGCUGGAGCAGGUUACAACUUGUGGUCUGUUAAAGGGGGAAAUAAAAAGGUACCUGAACAUUUAAUAUACAGAAAUAAAAAUGUAAAUGUUGUGCCUUCCUGUGUUACAAAAGUUAUUAAUUUGCCAAAAGAAGAUGGUACAAAUUUAUACGAAGUGUAUUAUCACAAUAAAGAUAGUACAACUGUAAUGAGUUCAAUAUAUGAUAUUGUAAUUAUUGCAACUCCUCUACAUCAUAAUCAAGAAUUUCCCAUAAUUUUCGAAGGGUUCCCACGCGUUGAUGUUUUCUCCGAUAUAGGGAAAUAUCAUCAAACUAUGGUUACAUUUAUUAAAGCAGAUUUAAAACCACAUUAUUUCGGUUUGAUCGAGGAAAUAGACGGUAUUCUGAGUUGUGAACCCAAUAAAACAAUAAUUAGUUCUGUGGGUAGAUUGAAUUCUGUAGAGGGUGGAUCGAAGCACAGUAAAGUUUGGAAAAUCUUCAGCAAUAGACAAUUAAAACCAGAAAUUAUUAAUGAAAUGUUCUCAAAUAUCAAUGACGCGAAGAAUAUCACUUGGGAGGCAUACCCUGAAUAUUCAACAGCAGUUCACGAGGCGAAAUUUAAAUUGCACAGGGCGCUUUAUCAUGUGAAUGCCAUUGAAUGGGCGGCCAGUGCAAUGGAAAUGAGUGCAAUAGGUGGAAGAAAUGUUGCAAUUUUAGCACAUAAAGAAUUUUCUCAAAAAAAUUGCAAAUUUAAUGAAAAUAUGCAAACUGAUGUGCCUGAAAAUACACCGUCUGUUGAAUUAUAGUAACACAGUAAUUAUUGUUAUACAAAUAUGUGCAUUUACUACCAAGUUACGAGACAUAGAACUACUGACCCUCUCAAUGUUUAGCCAUAUCAUUGAGAUAGGGUAAUCACCGAUUCUUCUUCACUCCAAGCCAUUACUGCACUGUAAGGACUUUUAUUCUAGAGUCUUAUCUCAUCCUGGAACUAAACAUUCCCGUCCCGAGACUGUAUUCGACCCAUACUCCCAUAGCCAGAGCCUCGUUAGCCGGCAACGCCGUUGCCCAGCGUCCACCGCGUGGAGGUGAGGUUGGCUCAUGCUAUGGGGGCCGGUGGAUGGUGCAAUACCUCCCCCAUAGCUUUGGACAGCCAUACAAUUAAGGCAGAGGUAUAAAAAGUACCCCUCCUGCACCUAGACAGUCGCAAACCAUUUAUUAUAUGUAA
Molecule: messenger RNA, 1987 nt
Organism: Colletes gigas
Lineage: Eukaryota; Metazoa; Arthropoda; Insecta; Hymenoptera; Colletidae
Product: prenylcysteine oxidase-like
Exons: 7
Coding region: 153-1568 (471 amino acids)
Biological process (GO): prenylcysteine catabolic process; prenylated protein catabolic process
Molecular function (GO): prenylcysteine oxidase activity
Source: RefSeq, a predicted model, not a curated record